Molecule: messenger RNA, 1735 nt
Organism: Cyprinus carpio (common carp)
Lineage: Eukaryota; Metazoa; Chordata; Actinopteri; Cypriniformes; Cyprinidae
Product: CCN family member 4-like
Biological process (GO): signal transduction; cell adhesion
Cellular component (GO): extracellular region; extracellular matrix
Molecular function (GO): integrin binding; heparin binding
Source: RefSeq, a predicted model, not a curated record
GCAAUAAUUAUGCCACUGCCAAGACGUAACUGAGACAUGAGAAAUCAUUAGAAAGAAAGACCGACUGUAUGAAAAGUAAGCUUUCUAAAUAAUUCCGACGUUUUAUUUUGAUUCCUCCCCCUUGAAGACUGAACUUCCAACAAACUCCCUCUGAAUCUGACAGACUGACGUAAAGCAAGUUCAGUAACGCUGACCGACACACCACGAGCGCUGUGUGGAUGCCACGAGGGGACGCUUGUGGAUUCUACCUGUAGCAAACAACAUUUCUUGUUUCAAUGCAUUUCUCUCAGGAAUAUAGUAAUGUGGAGACUCCUGUCGUGGAUUUUUUUGACUGCCAGUUUGCACCAGGCCAGUUCCCACAACUCCACAGACUCUCCUCUUGUGACCACAGAUUUGGACCCUUAUAACCGAAAUCGAUACUGCAAAUGGCCUUGUAAGUGCCCUAAGAAUGCCCCUGUUUGCCCACAUGGGGUCAGCCUGUUGACCGAUGGAUGUGACUGCUGCAAGGCCUGUGCCAAGCAGGUGGGGGAGACCUGUAAUGAGAGAGAUACCUGUGACUAUCAUAAAGGACUUUACUGUGACUACAGUGCUGACAAGCCGAGGUACGAAAAGGGAGUGUGUGCAUAUGUUAUGGGAACAGGCUGUGAGUAUAAAGGUGUGAUUUACCGUAAUGGCCAAAGCUUCCAACCCAAUUGUAAGUACCGCUGUCUGUGUGUGAAUGGGGCGAUUGGAUGUGUGUCACUUUGCACCGAGUCCCUACCGCCCCGGGUCUGGUGUCAGUCGCCCAAACGAGUGAAGAUCCCAGGCCAGUGUUGUGAGAAAUGGAUCUGCGAAGAGUCCCGUAAACCACGCAAGACCAACCCCAGACACGCUCCUGAGGACGUGUCCCUCACAACUAAUGAUUUUUGGCAUAAAAAUUGCAUUACCCAGACUACCCCAUGGAGUCCCUGCUCAAAGACCUGUGGGCGGGGCAUAUCACAGCGCAUCACUAAUGACAACCCUGGCUGUGUGAUGGAGAAAGAGUCUCGACUGUGUAACCUCCGACCCUGUGAGGUGGACAUCACAAAGCACUUUAGACCAGGUAAAAAAUGCCUGAACAUCUACCGUGAACCAGAGUUUCAGAACUUCACCAUCUCAGGCUGUGUCAGUAAGAAAGCGUAUUGGCCCAAGUACUGUGGAGUCUGUACCGAUGAGCGCUGCUGCAUCCCAUACAAGUCUAAGACCAUCGAGGUGGAGUUUGAGUGUCCAAAUGGUUCAGUUUUUUUCUGGAAAUACAUGUGGAUCAACGCCUGCUUUUGCAACCUCUCCUGCAGGAAUCCAAAUGAUAUCUUUGCAGAUCUGGAGCAGUACUAUGAGGUCAAUGAGAUUGUUAACUAACUUAUUCACCACAAUCUCUUUUUAUGGCAUCCUUAGGCUCACGUUUGUAGGAAUGCUGUAUAGCACAGAAAGGAAUCAUUCACUGUUGAUGAGAAAUCAUUUCAGAUGAUUUAUGAAUGCACAUCAGCACAGUUACUCAUAUUGAGAUGGCUUGUGAGGGGCUCAGUGUUAGUUCAGACUGAAAGACUUUAUGGUACAACAAGAUUUCUGAUGGAUGGAUGGGGACAAAUAAUAAGAAAAUGUUACAUUUAAGAUGUUGACUUCCCAUUACAGAUCUGAAGUUCAAAAAAUAGUUUUUAUAGUUUACAAAUAUAUAUAAAAAAAUAUCGCCUGGCUUCAAUGAUAAAAGGAAUUUUUU